CGUCAUGGAUCUCAAAAAAUGCUGCAACCACCCCUACCUCUUCCCCGGUGCUGCUAUGGAAGCGCCAAAGAUGCCCAACGUGAUGUACAACAGAAACACCCUCACAAAGGCUUCUGGGAAACUGCUGUUCCUGCAGAAGAUGAUGAGGAAGCUGGAGGAGGGAGGACACCGAGUUCUUGUUUUCUCUCAGACGGCCAAGAUGUUGGAUCUUCUGAAGGAUUUCCUGGAACACGAAGGGUACAAAUAUGAGCGGAUUGAUGGAGGGGUCACAGGAGGGAUGAGACAGGAAGCUAUCGAUCGGUUCAACACUCCUGGAGCUCAGCAGUUUGCCUUCCAGCUGUCAACGAGAGCCGGAGGUUUGGGCAUCAACCUGGGCCACGGCCGACACCGUCAUCAUCUACGACUCCGACUAGAAUCCUCACAACGACAUCCAGGCCUUCAGCAGAGCUAACCGUAUCGGUCAGAACGAAAAGGUGAUGAUCUACCGAUUUGUCACCAAGGCGUCAGUGGAGGAGAGGAUCACGCAGGUCACCAAGAAGAAGAGGAUGCUGACUCACCUGGUGGUCCAACCUGGUCUCAGAUCCAAAACCGGCUCCAUGUCCAAACAGGAGCUGGACGACAUUCUCAAGUUUGGGAUGGAAGUGCUCUUCAAGGACGAGGGAGAAGGUGAGACAAAGGAGGACAGCAGCAUCAUCCACUACAAUGACUAAGCCAUCGAUCGGCUGCUGGACAGGAAUCAGGAUGCCACGGACAACACGGAGCUGCAGAGCAUGAACGAGUACCUGAGCUCCUUCAAAGUGGCUCAGUACGUGGUGAAGGACAUGCCUGAUUCAAUAAAGAUGAAAUGAAAUGAAAAGAAUGAGUGUAAACUGAGCGGGAAGGUGACGACCACAGGACAGGACUUUAGAGAUGCUCCAUUCAAAUGUUGGAUUGUUCCUUUCUCAGUGUAGAACAAUGUGUGUGAGAACCAUGUCAUGUCCAUGUUUACAUGCUGAAAGAGACUGAUGCCUGACC
Nothobranchius furzeri (turquoise killifish) is the source of this 1014-nucleotide messenger RNA. The record is from RefSeq and is a predicted model, not a curated record. NCBI's taxonomy places the organism in Eukaryota, Metazoa, Chordata, Actinopteri, Cyprinodontiformes, Nothobranchiidae.